AUGUUGAGCACUGACGAGGAACAGAAAAUUGUCAUGGCAGCCAAAAAUAUCUGUAGAGGAAUGUCAUCGCGACGACGAACACUGUGUCACGUACAGCAGCGGAUUACAAAUUUAAGCGCUCAAUACAGGUCACUGAAAAAAGGACAAAAAUUGGAAGGAGAUACGUGUCACAGUACUUCAUUGUUGAAUUCAUCGUUUGGACAAGAUCAAAAAGCUUUGAAGGAAACGAGUGGGCACUCUCUUUCACAGCAACGAGAGGAAUUGAUGAAGUAA
Molecule: messenger RNA, 273 nt
Organism: Gongylonema pulchrum
Lineage: Eukaryota; Metazoa; Nematoda; Chromadorea; Rhabditida; Gongylonematidae
Source: the annotation of a GenBank genome assembly